AUGGGCAGUCGCAGAAAGAAGAGGGAAGAAGAAGAAGAACCUCCUCCUUCUCUUUCGGAAGAUGAUGCUGAUGGUAGCGACUCCCCAAGUGAAGAAGGGUCCAAAACAGAAGUGGACUCUUCACAUUACGAGCAAGCCAGGAACCAAAGGAUCAAAGAGAACAUGGAGAGAAUGCAAAAGCUUGGCUUGUUCGACUUGUCUCUCAAGCUCAAACCCCCAAAAGAAAACCAUCUCCCCAAGAAGAAGAAGAAGAAGACCAUCCCCCAACCCAACAAUUCGCCCCAGAGACGCUCUUCCAGAAUAAUGAGCCUGGUACCAAUUGACUAUUCUGAAGGAAAGCUUCCUGACCCCGGAAGUAAAGAAAAUGAAGUAGAGAUUUUUAUACCAGAAGGUACAAACCCUGAAGUUUACACUGAAGAGCAUGAGAAGCUUCUGGGAGACUGUGAGAGUACUUGGGAAUUGUGUGUGGAUGGAUAUGAUGAGGAUGGGAACCGUAUGUAUGAUCCAAUCAAAGGACAGACCUGCCAUCAAUGCAGGCAGAAAACUCUAGCCCAGCAUACUAAUUGCAACAAAUGCGAAUUACUCCAAGGGCAAUUUUGUGGAGACUGCUUAUACAUGAGAUAUGGAGAAAAUGUAAUAGAAGCCAACCAUAACACCAAAUGGGUUUGCCCUCCUUGUCGAGGAAUUUGCAAUUGCAGUCGUUGCCGCAGGGGAAAAGGUUGGAUGCCUACUGGCAACAUAUAUAGUAAGGUGUCAAAGCUGGGUUUCAAAUCUGUGGCUCAUUAUCUGAUUAAAACACGCCUUACUGAGUUGGGAAGCUCAGAUGCUGAAGAAAUAUCAGAGACAUCUGCGGAUACCACACUGAAUAUACAAACUCGCACCAGGGCAUCAAAGAAGAGGGUUUAG
Molecule: messenger RNA, 906 nt
Organism: Sphenostylis stenocarpa
Lineage: Eukaryota; Viridiplantae; Streptophyta; Magnoliopsida; Fabales; Fabaceae
Source: the annotation of a GenBank genome assembly